This is a messenger RNA of Galendromus occidentalis (western predatory mite), 2336 nucleotides long. Its product is annotated as anaphase promoting complex subunit 5 ida. Lineage: Eukaryota; Metazoa; Arthropoda; Arachnida; Mesostigmata; Phytoseiidae. The record is from RefSeq and is a predicted model, not a curated record. Gene Ontology annotation, molecular function: protein binding. Gene Ontology annotation, cellular component: anaphase-promoting complex. The coding region runs from base 1 to 2199 and encodes 732 amino acids. Gene Ontology annotation, biological process: protein K11-linked ubiquitination; anaphase-promoting complex-dependent catabolic process; positive regulation of mitotic metaphase/anaphase transition. The transcript has 2 exons.
AUGGAGUGUGCCUACUCGGUCAGUGAUCGCUUCAGACGCGACUUCUCCCUCACCCCAUUCACUUUCGCGGUCGGUGUAAUGGUUGGCGAAUAUUGUCAGCUUUACACGAGUAAAGUAUCACGACAACAGAUCUCUGAAUCUCACCGUCGGGCUGCUAUGAUCCUCAUAUUGCGGCUCAUCCAUAGCUCUGAGAAAUCUUGUGCGGAGCUCCUGGAUGAUUGCCUCAAAGAACUACCAGAAACGGUGCACUCGCGGACACUCCAGGAACUCGCACACUUCCGAAGAGGAAACGUGAACGCGAUUUUCCAGAAAACAAGGAGCUUCGAAAAGUUCUUCGCGGGAAGCGAGGACGCUGAUUACAGUAAAAUUCAUAAGAAUUCGGUAACCGGGAUGUUCCUCCGCAAGCUGAUUCUAGCGAUCAAUACCUUGGAUUUUACAGCUCAAACGCAGUUUUCAAUGAUGGUUCAAGAGUACGUCGCCAAAGCAGUCGAUCACGAUCGGCCACUCACUAACGAAGUAGCCGACGCUCCAAUGUCGGAGGUCGGUACGAAAGAAGAUACCGGGGGCUCAUCGUCUACACAUAACGAAUCGACAGAUCUGGAGUCUUCCGGCGCCGCCGAGCUGAAGUCCUCAUCGGCAAACGAUAUUUCCGGACUGGCCUAUGGAAGAGACAGCGCUCGGGCCUUUUUGAGACAACAGGGACAAAGGUUGAGGGAUAAUCCCGCGUCCGCCUUGCCGCCGAGAGAACUCAAUCGUGAGAUUCUGAAAAUACUCUGCAACAACCCUGACAUGGCGGAGGCCUACUAUGUGUCGUUCAUGAGCAAUCUUUUCUUCGGAGAAUACGUUUCCGCGAUCGGGGACUGUCACAAGCACUUCUUGUUGAAGAGGGAUAUCGCAGGGAAGAAGUUCCGAUACGCCUUACUGAACUUGGCGAUCAUUCACAAAAGGUUUGGACACGAAAAAGAGGCGGAGCUCGCUUUGCGUGAAAGCAUCGAUCUCUCCCAGCAAGCUGGUGAUCAUGAAUGUCUUGAGCAGGCUCUCUUGUGGUUGAGCAGGACGAAUCAGAACGAUAUGUCCUCGGCUGUAGAGAACUCGGUUCUCCAUGGCGGGCAGCAGCAGCGCUUGUGGUUGUUAUUCACUCUGGGGCUGCAAACUUUGUCGAAGUUAGGCAUCCUCACGGGACGUUUCCCUAGCUCGUGUUUAGAGAAACUUGCGGGAAAACACGUUGAGAACUGCGGAUCGCCUGCAGCGCUCAUGAGCUUCGGUAUGAGCGCUGCUAUUUUAUGGAUCAGCUAUGGGUUACAUCAGAACGCGAAACUACAUUGUGAAAUGGUUCUGCACCUUUGCUAUACAGAGAUCAAUCCGCGUCAUGAAGACUGGAUUUUCAUCAACGAAAGCGUGAUAUUAGCGUUCGUGUUCUGCUCUCGAUACGCAAUACAGGACUACGAUUAUGUGACAGCGGGCACCUUAUUGGAAAUCGCCGAUUCGCUCGUUCCGCCUUUCUCAGAGCUCCGAAAGGCCGUAGAUAUCGCCAAGUUGUGCAAUGAGUGCGAGAGUAAUCUUCAUAAAGAUCGCUUCUCCGAAUGUAGGGCUUCGAUCGACGCACUCGCUCUGUUAUCACCGGCUGACGCCGAACUGUACAAAGUCAGGAUGUAUCAGCACUUGGGAAACUAUGAGAGAGCGAUCAAACUCAUCAACGGGUUUCCUCCGACAUCUGUUGAGAAUUCGGGCUCCUACGGGAGCGUUAUCCAGUUUCUUCUGAAAUCGCGCGUCCUGAUCGAUAUCGACUCGGAUAACUCGUUCCAGUGCAUAUUGGAGGGGCUCGCUCUCUGUGAGCGGUAUAAUUUACGCUACUUGGAAUGCAUGUUCAAACUCGAACUCGUGCGAGCGCGGAGUCGGAGGAACUUCUCGAAACCAUCGCUGAAAUCGAGUCUUGACUCUGUAACACCCAUGAUCCUCGCUCAUGGAUCCAAAGACGACAAACUCCUACUACGAAGCGUUCGGGCAGAGAUAUCAGAGAAUGAUAGAGCGAUCGAGGAUAUGAUCUCUUGUUAUGAAGAAUGGAAUUUUUUCGGAGAUGUCCAGCGAUCGAAAGUCGCGCUCAACUUCAUCGCGAGGAAAUGUCAUGAGAUCGGAGACAGAGCCCGACGGAAUCAUUAUGCGAAAUUGUUCAGGAUCCUAGUGACUAAAACGAAGUAGAAUCGGUACCUUGCUCCGAAAAGCUUUCGGGGGUAAUAAUAUAUUGCGUGGUGGAGCGACCUCGAUCCUCCGAAGUUGUGCAGACGUCUCCUUGAGCGGAAUAAAAUGUUCGUCGUUGUUUCGCUGAUGCAGGUGUC